UUGGGAUAAAGUUGUGAACUUUGUCGCAUGUUGAUGGGGUUGGAAUGCUUUUGCGGGAAACUAGGUAUGGAGUGUAAUUUGAGAGAGAAGAAAGCCCUUAAACCCCCCAUUGUUUGGCAGUUAUGUUGGACCAUGGAUGCCUUACCUUUGGAAUCUGGAAAGCAUUUCCUAUUUGGUCAUUUAUACGAGGAAGCUAUUUAUUGUUCUUUAGGAAUCAGAAUGAUGCUACUUUUGGCUACAACAAUCAUCUCAUAGACUUAUAUCAUCCCCAUCCCUGAUCCACAAAAACCCAACCUUUUUGGUUUCUCCCUACUUUAUUUCCUUUGCAAAAUUAGACACAUCAUUUCCCCCAAAUUUGAAUUUUGAUUACUCGGAAAGCUCAGUCCAGACAGAUCAGAGUUGAAUCACAUACAACGCGGUGAAGUAUUCAGCAAUGGAUUUGAAAGCUAAAUCUUGGGCUGGAAAUAUGUACAACAAAUUUGAAGAUCUGUGUUCAGAGGUAGAGCAAGUUAUGUCUCAGGACGCUGUUAAAUACGUUGAGAAUCAAGUCCAGACAGUUGGUGUGCGUGUUAAGAAGUUCUGUUCAGAGGUAAUGCAAGAUAUACGACCUGAAUCUUCUUCUAUACACUCUGUGAAAGAUGCUGCUGCUGAUUUUUCUCUGGAAAUUUGCGCUCACGAGGUGAUGGAGAAGAAGCCAAAAUCGAGCCUCAAAGAGCAUGCUCGAGGCAUUUAUGAGAAACUUAUGGAGGAUGCUCAAGUCAUCAAGAGUGGUGGGAAAAGCAAACAUGGAGGUGUCUAUAAGCGUCGUAAUGUUGGGGUAACAUCCAACUCUCUAGGCAUUGAUCCUCCGGUGAAGAUGGCUAGGACCUCGUCUCCUCCAUCGGGGAUGAGGAAUAGGACGCCCUUAGUCUGUGAAACGCAGGGAGGUUAUGGAAUAAUGGCCUCUAGAGAUAGAACAGAGAGAAUUUGUGAUCAUAUCUCAGAAAAAACAAAUAUACCCACAGUUGGCAAAGAUGUUGCAGCUUCAGAAAACAGAAUUUCGGAUGAAUUUUCUGAGCAGAAGCCUCAAGAUUCUGGAUUUACUCCCUCUUUUCGCUGCCUAUCAUCGAGAUCAUCAACUGGCACACGUAUGGAUGACGAUGAUGAUGCAAUUUCUCAGGCAGACUCGGGAACUAGUUCCAAUACGAUUGGCAACGAAGAACCUGUUGAUAGAGAACAAAACUUCGAGUCAGAUAAACGUAAGAAGACUGAUGGGGUUCAACAAGAAGUGGAAACAGUUGAGCAUAUUAAAGGGUCACAUUUGAUGGAAACUUGUGUCAUGGUUGGAGAGGACAAGGUUCAUGUUCCCCAGGAACCAGUCAAACAAAACUCGUACAAGAACAAGAUUUGGAGUGCAUUUUCAUCAAGAAGGAGAGAAUAUCAACAGCUUGCAGCACUAUAUGCAGAUCAGCCUUUAAACGCGGAGGCUGAAGAGAAGGCAAUCUCUGAUCUUAGAAUGAAGUCGAACGCUAAGCUAUCAGCUACCGAGUUUCCUGAUCCCGAGUGGGAGCUUCUCUAAAUCGAAUACUUAAUGUUGUAUCGCUUGUCAUACCUAAACUUGAGCUUUAUUGAAGAUUAAUACAGUUGCAUAGUACUAAAAAAAACUCAAAUUUCAUCUU
This is a messenger RNA of Ipomoea triloba (trilobed morning glory), 1658 nucleotides long. RefSeq lists its product as uncharacterized. NCBI's taxonomy places the organism in Eukaryota, Viridiplantae, Streptophyta, Magnoliopsida, Solanales, Convolvulaceae. The record is from RefSeq and is a predicted model, not a curated record. The transcript is spliced from 7 exons. The coding region runs from base 434 to 1558 and encodes 374 amino acids.